AUAAAUCCUCGCUGUAUUGGGAGAUCGCCCUAACCCCUCACUCUCUCCCUCCCUCCCUUCUUCUUCCCACGCCUCCUCUCACUGUAAAACCCUAGUCCUGCAUCCUAUCCCCAUAUCCGCGAGGGGGCUAUUCGGCCCUCUCGCUCUCGCCGCGACGCACGAUCUCCCGGUUGUUUUGCUCUCUACUUUCGUUUCGAUUCGAUUCGAUUCAGAGAGCGGCGAUUUUCAUGCCUUUAUUGUGAGAGGGAACUGGUAUUCUUAGCGUUAUUGCGUAUUAGGAGGCCAUACAAAUUUGUCUAAGAACUUGAAGUUUGGGUUUUCUUGAGAGUUCACGUAGUUCCUUACGAUGAUUGCCACGAAAACCAUGCUGUCGAGCAACAAGCUGAAGAUUAAAUUUGCCUGCAAAAGAAUUGAAGCUGAUCCUGGAAAAAAAUUUGAAGCUGAUACUAAUUACUCUAGGAGUCACUCGUGUGACUAUGGGCAUCAUGCCUCAAUCAGGGAGGUCAGCGCAAUGGCGAAAUCUUCACUUCCAGGUUCUAAGAAGCGUGGAUCCUCAGGCGAUCUUGAGGGUCAGAAAGAGAAGAAGAGGAAGAUUGAUCGUAGUGUGAAGGUGCAAUGUUUGACGAUCCUCAAAACACUGAUGAGUAAAAAGGAAAGCUGGCCUUUCAAUGAACCAGUUGAUCCUGUGAAGCUGGGAAUCCCAGAUUACUUUCGCAUCAUCUCUUAUCCCAUGGAUUUGGGCACGGUAAAAUCAAAGCUGCAGAAAGAUUUGUACUUAAGCGCUGAAGAGUUUGCAGCUGAUGUCAGGCUGACUUUUUCUAAUGCCAUGCUCUAUAAUCCUCCUGGCAAUCCUUUUCAUCAUCUGGCAGAAAACCUGAAUAGUUUUUUUGAGAUGAGAUGGGGUCUUUUAGAUGAGAAGUUGAGUCAUGGAAGCUCCAAGGUUGAAUCAGGGAAUCCAUCGAAUGGGCAAAUUAAGAAAGUAACUUGUGCUAGACAGAAUCCAUGCAACUCUCCUCCCUUGCAAAAUAGUUCGGUGAGCAAGAGGCCUAUUUCAGGUGAAGAGAAGGUCAGAGUCCCUGUUGGUGCAACUGAUGCUGAGGCAGAGCUUUCUAAAACAGCUCAGAAUUCUAAUCCCAAAUUGUCAUCAAAGAACUUAAAUAGAAGCACCGAUAGUGCCUGUAAACAAGCUUCAGGCUCUAUUAAUGCAAAGCAGCCAUCAAGCCUGGUUUGCUUAAAAUGUGGCUCAUGUGGCAACGUUGCAUGUCAAUGCAGGCGUCCUAGUGACUCGACCCAUAAGUCCUUUAAUGACAAAUCUUCUGAAAGGUCAAUGGGCAGAGAGCAUGGUUUGUCUAAUUCUACUGUACCCAGACUGGAUUGUCAAACAAAAAGCUUGUCAACAUCCCAGACGAUCAAAUCAGAUCCAGAAUCUGAUGGGGCUGUAAGUGCUUUGGAUGGUGAAAACAUAUGUUCCAGUUCUAGGCUUACAACUCCAGUAGUGGAUGCUGCUUCUGGAGAAGGAUGGAGCACUUCUCUUUUUGAUGUUGAACUGUCCCCAAAAAGGGCUCUUCGUGCUGCAAUGCUAAAGAGUCGCUUUGCAGACACUAUUUGGAAAGCUCAACAGCAGAAACUUCUAGAUCAUGGUGAUAGAAGUGAUCCGCUUAAGAUGCAGCAAGAAAGGGCUAGACUGGAGAGGAAGCAGCGUGAAGAGAAAGCAAGGAUCGAAGCAGAAAUAAGAGCUGCUGAAGCUGCCACACGAAUGAGGGCUGAGAAUGAGUUGAAGCAGCAACGGGAAAGAAAAAGAGAAGAAGCUCGAAUUGCACUUGAGAAGAUGAGGCAAACAGUUGAGAUCGAGACAAGCUUGAAGAUCCUAGAGGAACUUGGAAGGUUUGCUGGGUUCUCCGUAUCCGCUCCUAUUCUCAACUUUAAUCGUGGGUCUGGGGCUUUCGGGGGGUCACAUCCCCAAUCACCUUUGGAGCAGCUAGGUUUAUUUCUAAAGCCCGAAUAUUCAGGAGACGACGACGACGACAACGAUGAAUCAACGCUGUACGGGGAUGGGGAGGAAGGAGAGAUCGUUUGAUCCGCGGUGGUUUCCGUCGGUCUGCUAUUAUUUGUGUGCGCUCUAUUUUUCUCACUCGAGAUGUUUCAUAUUAGUCUGCUGAGAGGGAAAGAGAGACCGAUGUAAAUAGUCUUCCAGUAGUGGACAUGUUGACUGAAUACACGUAUAUAAUAUAUAUAUAUAUAUAUAUAUAUAUAUAUUAGUUCUCUAUCUUAAAGAACGAAAAUGAUAUUGUUCUCUCUC
Molecule: messenger RNA, 2299 nt
Organism: Malus domestica (apple)
Lineage: Eukaryota; Viridiplantae; Streptophyta; Magnoliopsida; Rosales; Rosaceae
Product: transcription factor GTE12
Molecular function (GO): protein binding
Source: RefSeq, a predicted model, not a curated record